CACUUGACCGUGGACACUGCACAACGUGCAGUUGGUUAGUUAGCUCUGUAGCUUUUAUUUUUUGGCAAGCCGACUGCACCUUAAUAAACUACAAGUAGCAGUCGACUGCUUGUGUUCUGUAGUUAGCAGUGCAGUUUGUUUUUCUCAUAAGAUCUUGUUUCUAUGAACUGGCAGCUCAGCUAGCUAUCCUUCCUUAGCUAAAGCUAACUCCGCUAAUUCAGUAGGGACUGAAAAAACGAGUGACACUGUCGCCAGGACAUGGCCAGAGCAAGGUGGGAUCUGAGGACACAGAAAAUUCAGGCGUAGCUGUGGAGCAGUCAGGACUGACAGGGAGGCUUGAGUGCUAAUGUCUGCUUCUGCUGUGGAGAAAACGUCAGCAUGGUGAAGACGGCAAAGAUGGAGCUGCUGAGAGCACUCAUCAGUGAGUGUUUGUCUGCAGCUGCCCAGGAGAUCCUCAAGGUUGUAGAAAGAACCAUUAUAGAGUAUGAAGAGGAAAUGUCCUGUUCAAAGUGGGUGGUGGACAGCCACCACAGACUGCUGGAUAUUGCCAAGUCACAUAGUGAAGACUCUUCCCAGAUGUCUACCACAGAUGUGAAACUGCAGCCUGGUGAACAGCAGCCUGCUGCCAGUGUGAACAUCAGUGUGUGCUGGGAACCAGAAAACACCGCGUCAGAGCUGAGACAAGACCGUCUCAAGAUGAACAACACUCAUCCAGACUCCUCUCCUGCCAGUGGAAAUGAUCAAAGUGACCAGGAGAUACUGGUUGAUAUUGAAGAGGAUGAUGUGAAGCAGGAGUGUGACCUGAACAUCCCUUUGAAAUUUCUCAAAGUGAAGAAACCAUUCAAAUGUCCCGUUUGCUUGAGUGGUUUUUCUUCCAAAAAGACGAUGUUGCGACACAUCAAAAAGCAUCCGGAGGACACAUCCUCAUUGUACCAGUGCCAGUUCUGUGACCGCCACUUCUGCCACAAGGCUGAAUUCAUCAUUCACAGCAGGACACACAACGGCACCAAACCAUACAAGUGCCAAGACUGUGACGAAAGCUUUGACCAGAGGGACAGCCUGCUUGUUCACAGACGAGAACACACUGAGAAGAAACCAUAUCAGUGUUUUAGUGAAAAGGUGGAUGCAGAAAUCCACCUCAGAUCAGUGACACCUGCCAGCAGGAUUGAAGUAGAGCUGGACUCCAGACAGGAUGUAUCUGGCAUGAAGACAUUUCCGCUUACUAUCUCUCCCUAUGAUAAAAGUGAGUUUGAUCAAGAGUCUCUACAGCCACUGUGUCUGUACCAGAUCCAGACCGUUGCUGAUAUAGAUAAAGAGGCCUCAGCUGCAGUAACAGUUGAUCACAUCAAAACUGAGCCAGUUGGAGCUGAUGGUGGACUAUCAGACAGCACCACAGAUGAUCAGCCCCUCCUUUCAGUGAUUCCAGGUGAACAGAGCGAAGGUGAGACGGAGCCCAAACAUGUCGACAUCAAAAAUAUCCUGCCAAGAAGACCUUCAGGAAAAUCAACCGAGCUUAUAGUUCAGUUUGAAGCAGGAACGGCACAGAAACCCUACAAGUGUCCCUUGUGCGCCAAAUGUUUUUCGCUGACUAAGACUUUAAUACGGCACAUAAAGAUCCAUACGGAGGACAAACCAUACCAGUGCCAGUUCUGUGGGAGGAUCUUCUGUCAGAAGUCAGACCUGGUCAAUCAUACGAGGAUACACACAGGAGAGAGACCGUUUCAGUGCAAAGAAUGUCACAAAUCCUUUGCCCAGAAAGGCAACCUGGUGGUACACAUGAGGAAACAUACAGCAGAGAAACGGUAUCAGUGCCAAGAGUGCAGCUGUAGCUUUGGUGAGAGGUCAACUCUAGAAUGUCACAUGCAGAGCCACACAUAGUUUAGGAGUUUGCAGCUUUGUCUGAAAGGUGGUUGUCAAACCACAGUACCUUAACUAAGUACCCAAUACCUUCAUACUGAGUGACACAUGGGCUUCCACUAACCAAUACCUUCAUAUUGAGUGAAAUGUGUCUGAGGCAAGUGAAGUACUGAAUGCUGGAUUGAAUGUAUGGUCAGUUUCAUAAUCUUAUUUGAUCAUAUAUUUCUGAUCAGAAGUUUCCCAGUCGACAAGUAGUCCCACCACAAGGUUACAUUAGCUAGCUGUUCUGGAGCUUUUGAUUGUAUCACAUUAAUUUCAUUCGCACUUGGAGUUUGUCCAGUAUCAUGUUGAAUUGUGAGUAAAAAUAAUUUCAAGGACUUCUCAUUCAUGUUUGCUUUAAAGCUGACAUUGAACAUUAAUUUAUUUUUUGAAGACCAAGAAUAUACUCAGCUUUGAAGUCAAUAUUAAUGAGGAGGUCUUCAAUUGUUGUGAAAAUCUGAACAUCUAAUGCCAUGGCAACUGGGCUUGUUCCAUUCACUAAAGAAGAUCAUGUGAUACAAACUCCAAUACAGCUGUUGAGGAGGCCUUUUGGUAAACUUGCAUCCAGACUUCUGUCAUCCAUUGACUUCCAAUCCCUAGGAAGAGAACCAGUCAACCAAAAAUGGCUUAGUUGGAGGUGAGAUAUAGAAUAGUGUCAUCAUCUGCCUACCUAGACAGCUAGCUACCUAGAUUUAUCCACGAAAAACAUAAAACAUGAAAAGCAAACUUCAGGCACUCAUGCAAAGGAGCAGUAAUAAGUGUAGUUUUUAGGGGUGGGCAUUAUGUCCUAAAUUUUGUAUCAUUGUACCAUUUUUGGUACACAUACAGAUACAGUGAUAGUAUUAUAUCAUGGUAUCAGAAAAAUAAAAGGGAUACUCCACUCAGAACAUGAUUCUACCUCUUCAUUCUAUUAGCAAUGUAAGGGAACACAUCUUAAAAUGAAAAAAAACAUUUGUUUACUGGCUCCAAAUAGUAAUGAAAAUGAAGUAUAGGUCUGCGUGUGUUUUUGAAGGAGUAACCUGCCCCAUAAUGUAGUUUAAUUAUUAAAUGUAAUGUGAUUCAUUUUCACAAUAGGCAUCUCAACAGCAUUUAUUUGGCAGAAAAUCCAAAGUAUUAUUUUUAAGUUCAGUGGUCAGUGUAGCACAGGGCUUGUCUAUCCAGCAUGUUUCCAUACGUCAGCAGCAGACACACAUACUGACACAGCACACAGCAGAUGGACUUUCCUCGAACAACAAACCAGCUGAGCUCCUGUUGCAGUAUGAAGGAUGGAGCUAACGUUAGCUCUGGCUAUGUGAGGCUACACAAACAGCAAAAAAAAAACAGAUUCCCACAUCCAAGCUACCACUCUGCUUCUUUUAUUGGCUUUAUUGGUUUUUUCUUGAAUGUCCAUCAACAGACUAACCAGCAAAAUAAAGAGAAAUGCAGCAUACACUUGGCAAAACUGACAGGUUCUAUUGAUAUCAGCCCGUCAGCUUCAAAGUUUUUAAAGUGAAUCCUGCUUUGUAUUGGUCUCAAAGCAGUCAGACGUAAAAUGGUUUGUGCACACAUGUAGGAGUUUUGAAGUUGUUGGGCCAUCUCCAUAAAGAUAGUUCACAGGGUCUUCACUGGGCACAUGUGAAGACUGCAGUUUCUGCUUUAGGACUUUUUUUUACUCACUCUACAGUCAUACCUCUGGACGCCACACAUCCAGAGGAGCUUCAUUCACGGUGUAUUUGAAUUGACAUCAAGUCAAAUACACUGAGAAGAAACCAAGAAACCAGCGUAGCAGCACUUUGCUGUCAGUUUUGUGUCACCUUUUCUGUGCAAGCUUGUGUUUAUGUAGGGAAACUGUAGAGAAUUUAAUUAUUGAUUUUUGUGAAGUCUGUAUAUUCAUUUUACAAAUUCCAUGGACUCUUGGGUAUCUAUAUGGUCUUCAGAGAUUUGUAUUUAUUGUACAAUUUUAAAUUGGCUAUGUAUUGUAAUAAUUUUGCUUUGCAAAAUGUGACAAAUGUGUGUUUCUACACAAAAUAUGACAAUUACAGUGUAAAAGCAAGCUUCUGUCCAGAGUCAUAGCAUCUGUGUAUUAUCCCUGGGUAAAUAACUCUGUCUGUCUGA
This is a messenger RNA of Chelmon rostratus (copperband butterflyfish), 3990 nucleotides long. RefSeq names its product zinc finger protein 182-like. Gene Ontology annotation, cellular component: nucleus. The record is from RefSeq and is a predicted model, not a curated record. The transcript has 3 exons. NCBI's taxonomy places the organism in Eukaryota, Metazoa, Chordata, Actinopteri, Chaetodontiformes, Chaetodontidae. Gene Ontology annotation, molecular function: DNA-binding transcription factor activity, RNA polymerase II-specific; RNA polymerase II cis-regulatory region sequence-specific DNA binding. Gene Ontology annotation, biological process: regulation of transcription by RNA polymerase II. The coding region runs from base 379 to 1878 and encodes 499 amino acids.